AUGGGCCGAGCAAGAAAGCGCACGAUGGAAAUGAUUCGUUUAGUCAAGGGUCUAUCCCGUAACGGUGGGAUGCGUCGACCAUCGUGGGUUUCUAUGGUUGAUCGUUAUCCACCUCCACCAAUACCACGUCACGAUCGUGAUCAACUUCCAGUCAUUACGUUCCCACAGGAUCGACUGGCUGACCUUUAUAUGAGACAGCGCGAUGGCAUGGUGGAUGGACAGACUGCGUACGAGUUUGCUGAUGAGCAGUUGACACUGAUUGAGAAUGGUAUUCCAGAAGAAGAUGCGUUUGCUAUGCUCAUUGAGAAAUAUGAUCAAGUAGAGAGCCAUCGCUUUCUCGAAAAGUUUUCCAAGAUGCGCGGGAUUGAGUUUGCUGAUCCCGCUGAGUACAAUGACAUUGAGAAAGGAUGGGUUGAAGCUGAAAGUCGUGCGAUUAAGGAAGCUAUGCGUCUGGAGCAUGAAGAAGAAGAAGCGCUUCGAAAAAUGUAG
Messenger RNA from Peronospora belbahrii, 489 nucleotides. Lineage: Eukaryota; Oomycota; Peronosporomycetes; Peronosporales; Peronosporaceae. The record is from the annotation of a GenBank genome assembly.